This is a messenger RNA of Betta splendens (Siamese fighting fish), 6459 nucleotides long. RefSeq names its product taste receptor type 1 member 3. The record is from RefSeq and is a predicted model, not a curated record. The coding region runs from base 3391 to 5967 and encodes 858 amino acids. Gene Ontology annotation, molecular function: G protein-coupled receptor activity. Lineage: Eukaryota; Metazoa; Chordata; Actinopteri; Anabantiformes; Osphronemidae. Gene Ontology annotation, biological process: sensory perception of umami taste; sensory perception of sweet taste; G protein-coupled receptor signaling pathway. Gene Ontology annotation, cellular component: membrane. The transcript is spliced from 8 exons.
ACAACAGGCACGGACGGGAAAAUAUUGGAUAUUGGAUUUGCUCCAAAUUCUGAUUGAAGCAAAUGAUUUUGGCCAAGAAAACCCAUUACAGUAGCUUCCCUCCAUUAUCAGUUGUUCAAACAACUCUUUGCUGCACAAUGUGCACAAUGGACGCACAGCAUCGGUGAGCUCCUCCCUCGCUGCAUCGGUGGAAACAGUAGAGCCCCUCACUCCUAGCGUCUCCUCGUAGCCUACACGUUCCCUGUCUGCACGUCCCAGUCAAGUGCUGGGCCCUGCAGUCAGACUGGGAGUCCCAUAAAGGACACACAUCUGCCACCUAGUGGCUGCAUGCGGUACUGCCGGACACAAAUCACCAUGAAGACGGUAAAACAAACACUGCGCAAAGCACUGCGCAGUUUAUACAAAGUAGAAGACGUUGAAGUUAAACAAUUACACAAGUUAAAAAAAACUAUUUUACCCAUUUAUGUCAUUUUAUUUCUUCACAAAACACACGCAGGCUUUACAUGUGACAUGUCUUUGUAAAUGUACUCUUUUGCAUCGUUUUGCAGUUAAACGUUAAAGGUUAAACGGCAAAUCACAAGAAACAUCGCUUUGGUUUUUAUCUUUAUUUUAUUAACCCUCACAAACAUUUAUGAUGCUAAUAGGCCAAGACACUACAGCUUCACCAGCUACAACAUUAGAUCAGAUGAGAUUAGAUCUGACUUUAUUAAUCCCACGAUGGGGAACUUUCUGCUUUCAGCAGUGAUAUAACAUUGAACAAAAACAAGAGACAGAAACAAGAUAGAGCCAGAAAAUUAUUACCCAACAGACUUAUUAACAAUUAUUUUUACUUCAGCAACCUAGUAUAUAAUUAUGUAGUAAUGAUUCUACGUGCGCACUAGGUCUUAGGAAAUAUGAUCUAAUACCUGGAAGCAAACCAGACAAUGUGCUUGCAUGUGUGUGUGUGGGUUUCUCUGUAGCCGCAGUACAGAACAGGGCGAGUGUAUCCAAAAAGCUGCUCAAACAUAAACAAGAUGUUAAUCUGAAUCCUCCGCCUGCGCACGGUGCGUUCACUGAUCACACGCAAGCUCCGCUCUGUUCCUGCGAAGACGCCGGCGGUGGCCGCUCUCAGCGCUGACGUGUGACAGAGGGCAGAGCUGGGCGUCGCGAGCUGACAGGCGGCACUUAGGAAAAACAGCGUGUUUCAUCACCGGCCUCUUGCGUCAAGAUGACAAACCAGAUAGGCAACAGAAUACCUCCAUUAUGUCCUGAACACACGCUUCCUGUACCAGAUUUGUCUUUGAAUCUGGCCCGAUCAUAAGCGUUAGAUAAGGUGCGUGAGGUACAUGAGGCUAAAUGCUUGUGGGGUGUGGAAAACAAACGGAUGGAGAGCGGCAACAAAACUAUGUUGUUCACAGUAUGUGAUGGAAUAUGCUGAACAAAACCAUAUUUGUAAUAUGUAUAAUAUACUAAUACUAAUAAUAAUAAUUUUGUCCUUGGGGCAUUUUGUGUGUGGUCAUAAACCUGACUGAGCUUCAGUCAGACUCCCACUGCUGAUGGAAGAGGGAAGUGAACAUGAUAACUGCUGAGCUCAUCUCUGUCCGGUUUAGCAACUAGUGCUUAAGCCCAUUAAUCAAAGGAGACACUCGUGAUUUAGUCCAUUAUGGACACUCCCUCCAUUGACUCUGUUUUGAAUGGUAUCAAAGUGAGUGUGCAGACAUCAAAGACGAAUCUUCAGGAACUGGACUGACAAAACCCAACUCUUCCUUGAUCAGUUUCUCUUUCGAUUCGUUUUUUACUUUCUUGUUCUUUUUGACGCCGCCCAGAUGUUGACCUAAAUGGUUCACUGCUAUUUCUGACAUGAUACAUACUAAAUAUUUCCUCCUCAGAGUCUGUCUGUAAAAUCAGCUUUUGAGACAAAGUAAGCGACGAUAUACUGUAUGAAUGUAUACAUAACAUCGAUAUUUUAUGAUUUUUAAAAAAAAAAAACAUAAGCCCUUUGGAAACUGACUGGUCAAAAUAUAAACAAGGAAACGAGUGAAGCCUUACAGUGAAUAUCAGAGUAAGAAAGCAUCAUCACAUAAUACAUGAUGUCAUCAACAACAUAUAACAUCAUUGUUGUCAACAUCACAGACCUGGAUUCAUUAGAAAUCAUGAUUAAAGAGAUAUAUCCAUAAUGUAUAACAAAAAUCUAAGCUUGUCAGCUUUUUUCUUUUUUCAUGAUAAAUUAAAACCGUCAUGGUUCAGUAAUUAGCUCCACUGUUUCUCUACAAUGCAUUUCCAGUUAGAGUUUUCAUGUUUCCUUGAAUUCACCCAGGUUUUGUUUGCAUGCUCAGGUUUCCCCUCGGUAUUUGCAUGUCAGGUUACUCCCACACCAUCCAGAUGGAGGUAUAAAUGUUUCUGACGCCUUAAUUGAUACGUAACCUGCCCGUUGUGUCUCCCUGCCUUCUGUCACACUUACAGUACGCUUCGUCUCCUGUCUAGAUGGUCUGACAGCAUUUCAUGCCAUUCCACGUUAUAAUAAACCUUUAAAAAUGUGAAAAUCACAUGUUGUAUUAAAACAACGAUGAAAAUCUUGACAGCAUUUCAAGGAUAAUCUUCUUGAGGUUUAUGUAAAUAUCCUGGGAGGAAAAUAUGUCAAUUUGUUUGUAUGAAUGAACAACAAUGCAUGUAAAUCGAGAUGCAAAACCAACCGUGAGGUGAAUGCAAAACAUAAGAACACACAAUGAAGUGAAUAAACCAAAGCGUAAUUAUUGUAAUAAAUACUCGUACCAUUAUCUUUGACAGAAGACGUGAGCAGUCAGUCAUUCAACACUCAUCAUAUUUAUUAAAAUGACACGAUGAAAAGCCAAAGGAAGCAACAACGCAGACGUGAUGCAGUCAGCGCCACUUUGUUGUUCUAACAACUGUUUGUGCUCAUCCUGACGGAUACUUAAACUAAAGAGGAUCAAAGUGCAAACCACAAACAAAUGUCAGGAAAAUCCUCCGGAAACAUGAAAACAAACACCGACGAGUUCACACAAGCAGCGACACUGCAACUUGAAGUAAGUCAGUCACUGUCUCGAGUUUUUUUCCUCAAAGCUAUAUAAUAUUAUAAAUAUUAUAAUGUGUUAAUCAGUCUUUUCUCUUUGCACUCUGCUGAUCCAAUGACUGGAAUAUGCAAGAAAUGCAGGACAACACAUUGACAUAAAUUCAAAUUUAUUCCUUUAUUCAAGCAAGAGUGUUGAAUGCUUAUUUACCGUGAAUAUCAUGAAAGCUGUUAUGUUGCAUUACACCUGAGGGGGCCGGGGAGGGAGGGGCUCAUUGCGCCAUGUCACUUUGUGGUGUGCAACUGACUUUGCAUACACCCGGUUCUUAUGAAGUGCUCACACAUACACGGGGUGCUGUCACUUCACUCUCAUCAGCGUCGCCAUGGCUGCUUCACCCAUUGGGCUGGUUCUGUUGUGUUCGCUGGGUCUGAGCGUCAGAACCUCCGCGGUCCCCACGUGGUUCCAGAACAUCAGCACCAGUCUCUUCAGCUCGCCGGGGGACAUCAUGCUCGGGGGGCUCUUUCCCAUCAACCAGCUCUCGAGCAACCUCAGUGAGUGGACGAUGCCCGGCAGCGUCGCAUGUGAAAGUUUAAAUCUAAAUGGACUGGCCCUCUCCAUAGUAAUGAAAUAUGCGGUGGACGAGAUCAACGCCAAUCAAUUUCUGCUCCCUGGCGUCAAGUUGGGUUAUGAGACGUAUGACACGUGCAAACAGUCUGCCAUCAUCGUGAACCCCACUCUCUCCUUCCUCACUGGAAAAGCCAGCAGGUCGCUGUCCGUGCAGUGUAACUACACGGACUACGAGACCAGCAUGUCAGCGGUGAUUGGGCCUCACAGCUCCGAAAUGGUGGCCGUCAUUGGAAAACUCAUGGGAUUCUUUCUGAUGCCACAGAUCAGCUUCAGCGCGACGAGCGACACGUUCAGCGACAGCGUCCUCUACCCGUCGUUCUUCCGCACGGUGCCCAGCGACAAAAACCAGAUCAGCGCCAUGGCGCAGCUGCUGAACACGUUCAGCUGGAACUGGGUGGCGCUGGUGGGCAGCGACGAGGAGUACGGCCAGCAAGCGGUGCAGCUGUUCUCCAAAAUGACGGAGCAGAUGUCCAUCUGCGUGGCCUAUCAGGGCCUGAUUCCAAUAUACACCGACCCGCAGCCGGUGAUCACAACCAUCAUAGAUCAGAUCCUGCUGAACAAAGUGGGAGUGGUGGUGGUCUUUUCUAUCGUCCAACCAACUGUGGCCUUUUUCAAUGAGGUUAUCAAGCGGAACGUAACAGGUGUGUGGAUCGCCAGCACCAGCUGGUCCCUCAGUAACCAGCUAACGUCCAUCCCAAACAUCCAGUCGGUCGGCACCAUCAUUGGCUUCACCGACAGGACGCAGCGCCUGCCGCUGCUCACCCCCUACUCACAGGCGCUCUUCAGCAAAAUCAGCCAGGAGAGCGCCUCCAACGCGCCUCCCCCGGCGCCAAGUGGCCCUGGGAGUCCCACCGAUCCGUGCCCACAGUGUCGGUACCUGUCGACGGCCAACAUGAGCCUGAUGAACGACCCGGCGGUGCAGCGCACGGCUUUCAGCGUGUACGCCGCCGUCCGCACGGCGGCGCAGGCGCUGCACAACAUGCUGGGGUGCAACGGCAGCGCCUGCAUGUGGAGCUCGGAGACCAAAAUCUACCCCUGGAAGCUGUUGGAGGUUUUGAGGAACACGUCCGUGAACGUACUGGGCACUCAACUGGUGUUUGACAGCAGCGGCAACCCCAACCUGGGCUACAACUUAAUUCAGUGGGUGUGGAAAAGCUGGGGCGUGGACUUCACCUACGCUGGAGGCUAUUAUCAGCAACUGUCUAUCAACGUGUCGCUCCUCCGCUGGCACACUGCGGACGGACAGGUCCCUCAGUCCACCUGCUCUGCGGCGUGCGCCACAGGCCAGGUGCGCAGAGUCAAAGGCUUCCACUCCUGCUGCUUCGACUGCAUCGACUGUUUGCCAGGCACCUACCAGAAGAACCCCGACGACAUCCAGUGCACGAAAUGCCCCGGCCGACAGUGGUCGUCGCUGCGCAGCAACAACUGCACCAGCCCCAGCUUCGACGUCUUCUCCUGGCGCACGCCCGAGGCCGCCAGGCUGCUGGCGCUGGAGGCGCUGCUGCUGCUGUGCUUCGGCUGGGUGGCGGCCGUGCUGCUCCGGCACCGGGGGACCCCCAUGGUGCAGGCGUCGGGGGGGGCCCUGGGCCUGGCGGGGCUGCUCAGCCUGGCGGCGGCCUGCCUCAGCCUGCUGCUGUUCCUGGGGCAGCCCGGGGACACGGCGUGCCGCCUCCAGCUGCCCCUCAUCUCCUUCUUCCAGACGGUCACGCUGUCCAUUAUGACGUCCGUCUCACUGCAGAUACUCUACGUGACGGAGUUCCCAGAGAAGGCUGCGUCUCACCUGCAGUGGGUGAGAGGCCCUGGGCGGUGGCUGGUGGUGCUGGUCCUCUGUGCAGUGCAGGUCGGUCUCUGUGCCUGGUUUGUUAAGGAGGGGCCGUCUCUGACCGAAUAUGUGGCAAACAUGGAAAUAGAUUUUGUGAGGGCCUUCCUGUCGUGCCCAGUGCUACCUCUCAUCGGAUUCGCCUUGAUGCAAGGCUUCAACAGUGCGUUGGCUCUUCUGUCGUUCAUGUGCACGUUCAUGGCCAGCAAGCCUCUCCAUCAGUACAACCUCGCCAGGGACAUCACCUUCUCCUCCCUCAUCUACUGUGUGCUGUGGGUUCUGUUCAUUCCCAUCUACAUUGGCUUGAACGAUAAGAACAGAGCUACCGUCUAUGUUUCCUUCACUCUAAUAGGCGACCUGGGCCUGGUGGCCGCCUACUACUUCCCCAAAUGUUACUUUCUGCUGAAGCAGCCGGAGUUGAACACACCGCAGCACUUCUGCACCUUUCUAGAGGGCGUCCCACCCGUUCCAGCGGAGGAAGAGCCGCAGCCGAAAGCGGAGUCAGAACACUAAACGUGGGCGCGGAGUCGUGAAAUGUGUUGCAGGGUGAUUCAUUCACAGCUUACUGAUCAUGAAAUGUAUAUUGUGUUGUUACAUUAGGCUAUUUAGGCUUUGUCUGUCCUUCUAAAUUAAUUUGUAAUCAUAUUGUGGGUGUGUCUGGGAGUCAUUACAAUACAUAAAACGACACAAUAAAACUGCUACCAUUUAUUAUAUUAUUUAAAUUCAGCAUAUUUUCACUGAUAAUGUCAAAAGCUUGAUUUGUAAUGGAAUUUGGAAUAAAUGCUUAACUUAACCCCCUGGCUUUGUUAAAUUUUACUACCCUUUAAGCCAAAAAUGGCCACAAACAGACUGAGGUGUAAUUUUUAAAUAAAAAAAUAAAAAUAAAUUGGGGUUGAUUCAAGAGCAACAGGGUGUGCAAACAACAGUAGAGCUGUCUUUGCAGACAAAGCUUUCUGGAGGUAUUGUAAAUCUGUGAUCAAGGGGAGCUUAGCGCUGACCAACAUG